This is a messenger RNA of Rotaria socialis, 2874 nucleotides long. The record is from the annotation of a GenBank genome assembly. NCBI's taxonomy places the organism in Eukaryota, Metazoa, Rotifera, Eurotatoria, Philodinida, Philodinidae.
AUGAUAAGUCCUUCGACAACAACACUAUCACCGAACAAUCGAUCACGUGUGAAACUGUAUACUUUAAACGAGGAACGUCAAUGGGACGAUCGUGGCACUGGCUUUGUAACUUGUACUACACCAACAGCACCCAACACAACUCAUGCACUUAUUGUUAAAUCUGAAGUUGAUGGUUCAACAUUACUAGAUUCAAAAAUUCUACUAAAUACCAAAUAUCAAAAACAACAAGAAACAUUAGUCGUUUGGUCAGAAGGAGAUAAACAUGAUCUAGCACUGAGCUUUCAAGAGAAAGCUGGUUGUGACGACAUCUGGGAAAAUAUAUGUUAUGUUCAAGGCAAAGAGUCUUCACCAUUUUUAACCACUGCAAAUAAUUUAACAUCUGAUUCUAACGGUACGACAGUCUAUGACUCAGACGAUGAAUGCGCCGGCGAAUCCAAUGAUAAUUAUUUGCCUUCAUCAAUAAUAUUACCACCAGUUGAUUUAUCUCAUCUACGUGAUAUAUGUGAUUUAUUUAGUCCAGAUAAAGUUCGUGAUGCAUCACGUCGUGAUUUGUUAGCACGUGCAAUUGAAUCUGGAAAUUAUUUACGAAAAUUAAUUGAUCUUUUUCAUAUAUGUGAAGAUUUAGAAAAUCUUGAAUCAUUACAUCAACUAUACGAAAUCAUACGUUCAAUGUUCUAUUUAAAUAAAUCAAGUCUAUUUCAAUUAUUAUUUAGUGAAGAAUUUAUUUUGGAUGUUAUUGGCUGUUUAGAAUAUGAUUCACAAUUAAAUUAUCAUGAAAAACGUAAUCAUAGAGAAUUUUUAGAUACCAAAGCAACAUUUCGAGAAGUUAUACCUAUUAUAAAUCAAGAAUUACUAUCGAAAAUUCAUCAAACCUACAGAGUACAAUAUAUACAAGAUGCAAUUCUACCAGCACCGAGUCUAUUCGAAGAAAAUCUAUUAUCAACAAUGAAUAGUUUUUUAUUUUUUAAUAAAGUUGAUAUUGUUACAUUAUUAUACGAAGAUCCUAAAUUCCUUAGUCAAUUAUUUGCAACACUGAAAGAUGAAAAUUUAUCAGAUGAAAAACGUAAAGAUCUUAUGUUAUUUCUUAAAGAGUUUUGUGUUUUUUCACAAACUUUACAACAACAAAAUAGAGACAAUUUUUUCCAAGCACUCGCUACUCAUGGUAUAUUAAACGUCAUACAAGUAAUGCUUAGUUUGGAUGAUGUAACAACAAAACAAGCCGCACUGGAUGUAUUUGCAUCUAUAGUUGAAUGUAAUCCAUCUACUGUACGUGAAUACAUGCUGCAAGAAACUCAAUCAAUACAAGACGACGAUGAAUUACUACUUAAUCUUGUUAUUAGCGAAAUUCAAAGUGAUCCCGAUCCAGAAUUAAGUGGCGCACUUAAUUUAAUGAACUAUCUUAAAUUAUUAAUUGAUCCUGAAAAUAUGAUGGCUGUGGUCAUAAGUGAAAAAACGGAAUUUUUAUCAUUUUUCUAUUUUCGAUCAAUGUCUGUAUUACUCGCUCCACUUAUGGCUAAUACAUCUGAUCUUAGAUUAACUCGCGAUGAUUUUCAUAUUGCUCAAUUGCAAAAUUUAAUACUUGAUUUUGUUACAUUUUGUAUUGAACAUCAUACAUAUCAUAUGAGAAAUUUUCUUAACAAAAAAGAUUUACUACGACGUGUACUUGUAUUAUUACAAUCUAAACAUCAAUUUCUUCAACUAAGUGCACUGCGGUUCUUGCGAAAAAUUGUUGGCCUUAAAGAUGAACAGUACAAUUUAGCAAUUGUUCGCAAUAAUUAUUUUGCACCUAUUGUCGAUUCAUUUAAGGCUAAUAAACGACGUUAUAAUCUAUUAAAUUCAGCUUUAAUUGAAUUGUUUGAAUUUCUUCGACAUGAAGAUGUUAAAAUAUUAAUCAAUUAUUUUGUUGAAAAUUUCUAUUCCGAAUUUGAAUCUGUAAAUUAUGUCAAAACAUUUCAUGAGUUAAAAAUACGAUAUGAAGCUCAUCGAGAUCGGCGAGAACGAAUGCUUAGUGAUAGUUCACCGAUUGGUUCAUCACGUCUACAUGAUAAUUUAAAUAAUAGUCAUCUAUUACCAAUGCAACAUUUUAAUCAAACCCAACGUCAUCGAAAAGAUGAUCGUGAUCUAGAUGCUGAAGAAGAAAAUUGGUUUAAUGACGAUGAUGAUGAAAAUAAAAUCUCAUUAGUUAACCGUGGUACUGUGUAUAAUGGUGGCUCGGAUGAUGAAGACAGUCAACCCGAAACCAGUGGAACAACGAGUGCAAUUUCAACGAAUGAACCUAUUCGAUCUCAUCAUUUUCGCGCAGAUCAUGAUGAGGAUGGAAUGCCAAUGACGACUACCGGAAAAAAAUCAAGAGCGUCGCGUUCUCAGUACAACAAACCAGUAAUCAGUAUUCAUAUUCGACGUUCACCAAUAUCUUCUGUUGGCCAAUUACCUCCAUCGUCAUCUAUAAGUGCUGAAAAUGAUCCACCAGCAGCACUUCGAGUUGAUGUUCCUUCGACAACGACAAAUGGUUCUUCAAGUUCAUCGUCACCUCGAUCCAAUGAGCCAACAUCGACAUAUGCUAUGAGUCCUGGCUUAUCGAAUAUUGCUGAUCAAUAUAAUGACGAUGAAAAUGAACAAGAAGGAGACAUUGAAAAUGAUGUAUUUACAAAGUCCAAUGAGCUCAAUACCAAUGGUAAUAACAGUGAUUCAUGUUCAUCGACGACACGUAAACGUAAAAUUGAACAUGAUCACGAUGAUAAUAAUAAUAACAAUAAUGAUGAUCACGUAUCUUCAUCAGUACCGAAUGACGAUAAUGCAUCUCUGUUAAAUGAUAACAAUAAUACUGAACAAAACAAAGUGUUUAAGCGGAAUAAUGAUGAAUCAACAAAGUGA